Messenger RNA from Apus apus (common swift), 834 nucleotides. It is a transcript of the gene SF3B5, whose product is annotated as splicing factor 3b subunit 5. The record is from RefSeq and is a predicted model, not a curated record. The coding region runs from base 201 to 461 and encodes 86 amino acids. NCBI's taxonomy places the organism in Eukaryota, Metazoa, Chordata, Aves, Apodiformes, Apodidae. The transcript has a single exon. Gene Ontology annotation, cellular component: precatalytic spliceosome; U2 snRNP. Gene Ontology annotation, biological process: mRNA splicing, via spliceosome.
GCACCGAACGCCUGCAGGGCUGGGUUUUUUUUUCUUCUUUGUCUCCGUUCCGGGCGGGCGGCGGAGCUGUAAACAACGGGUGUCGGCCUGCGAAAAUAGUUGUUGCGCCCGGCUAAAGGAGCGGAAAAGGUGCCGGGCCUGAGGAACGUCACUUCCGCCCGCCAUUUCAGCCGGCGCCUGCCCGCCGCUGCCGCGCCGCCAUGACGGACCGCUACACGAUCCACAGCCAGCUGGAGCACCUGCAGUCCAAGUACAUCGGGACGGGCCACGCCGACACCACCAAGUGGGAGUGGCUGGUGAACCAGCACCGGGACUCGUACUGCUCCUACAUGGGCCACUUCGACCUGCUCAACUACUUCGCCAUCGCCGAGAACGAGAGCAAGGCGCGCGUCCGCUUCAACCUGAUGGAGAAGAUGCUGCAGCCGUGCGGGCCGCCCGCCGACAAGCCCGACGAGUCGUAGCCCGCCCCGCCCGGCUCCCCGCUGCGGCCCCGGGGCGGCGGGCGGGCUGGCCGGAGCGAGGGCGGGCAGCUCCCGGCGGGGCUCCGCUGCGGUGGCGUGGCUGCCGCCGAGGCUGGGCCCCGCGCCGCUGCGCUGCCCCUGCGCGCCCGGGAGCUCCCGGGAGCUGCCUCUCUGAGCGCCCCCGGGAGCGCUGGCGGCUGCGGCCGCCGUCCUUGUGUCCCUCCUCGUCCUCGUGUGUUGUUCCCUCGAAGGGCCCUGACGGCGAGAAGCCUUGCGAAAUGCCCGGUCUUGGACAGCUUCCGCUCUUAAAAAUGUACAGCUGUUCGUAUUUUUUUUUUAAUGGACAAUAAUAAAACUUAUUGGGCGUUUCUAA